Messenger RNA from Pistacia vera, 3237 nucleotides. RefSeq names its product zinc finger CCCH domain-containing protein 55-like. Gene Ontology annotation, molecular function: metal ion binding. The coding region runs from base 205 to 2934 and encodes 909 amino acids. The record is from RefSeq and is a predicted model, not a curated record. The transcript has 4 exons. Lineage: Eukaryota; Viridiplantae; Streptophyta; Magnoliopsida; Sapindales; Anacardiaceae.
AAUGUAAGCAGAAGUCUUCUCCUUUCCCUACUUCUCUCUCGCUCUCGCUUUCGCUCUGCUACUCAAAACCAGACAAUGCUAAAACCCUCAUUUUCGUCACCUUCAAUCUCAGCACUCUCUCAUUGCGCGCGCUUUUCUUCUCUCUUUCACUCCAUAUUAUACUGCUUUUGAUCAAAGUGAAGCUGGACAUACUUCUGUAACGUGAUGAGUGGGAGUAGCAGAAAACGCAAUUCUAAAUGGGAUAUGAAAGAAGAGUCCCAACAUUCACAUGAAAAUGUACGAGACAAUGCUUGGCCUCGGAAAGCAGGUAUAUCUUUUCAUGACAAAGAAUCACGGUCUGGAUGGUUUUCCCCCAAGGGUGGUGGCUAUAAUAGUGGCCACAAGUGGUCCUCUAGGGAAGAUGACAUGCUGAAAUCAAGGCGUGAUUCACGAUUUCCAUCUAGGGAACCUUUGCCUGGAAGCAGAGGUUCACUGAAGGAGGAUUGCAUCGAUGACUAUCGGGAAAGUUUCAGAGCCACAACUGCAUGGGAUGGAGAAGGGAGUUACAGCAUGAAAAUGUCUCCUGGCCUUGAUGACUGGAGACAACAAAUUCGUCGCCACUCCCCAAGAAGUGAUUGGAAUGGACCUCACAGAAGUAGAAGCCGCAGCCAGAGCCGGAGCCGGAGCCGAAGUUGGAAUCGGAGUAGAAGCCCAGUCCGUGGAUUUAGGCAAGAAUCAGACAUCUAUGUCAGAAACAGGGAAAGAUCAGGAGUAUCAGCUCAAUUAUGUAAAGAUUUUGCUGCUGGGAGAUGUAGGAGAGGAAAUAAUUGUCCGUUUUCUCAUCAUAGUAGUGAAAGUUAUGAGGAGAGUAGGGAAAGUAGACAUAGGAAAGCUGGAGCUCCUAAGUAUUCCAUUCCUCAUGAAUCCAGGGAGUAUCCAAUGAGGAGUGGAAGAAACAGGGAUGCAUCUUUGGAGCGGGGAGGUGACCAUGAUUCCCGUAAGAAUGGUGAUAUACCCUGCAAAUUCUUUGCUGCGGGAAAUUGUCGCAAUGGGAAAUAUUGCAGAUUUUCUCAUAGUGUUCAGGCAAGUCCUAAUAGAAGGUCACGGGAUAACAACUUGGUGCGGCGAAGCCACAAUUUAGAUGACAAAGAUAAAUUAUGGAAUGGUCCAACGUGGAGUGACACCAACACAUUCACUGAUACUGUAAAGUUGAGUGAUGAAAAACUUGAAAGGAUGGGUGACAGAAGGGCAAGGGAUGAUAGGUGGUCACGGAGCCAUAAUUCAGAUGACAUGGAGAAAGUAUGGGAGGGUCCAAAAUGGGGUGGUAAAGACAAACCAACAGAUACUGCAAAAUUGAUUGAGGAUCGCAAUGAAAGAAUGGGAUCCCUUGAACCAAGGUUCUCUGCUUGGUCUGCAGAAGGUAGAUGGCCUCACAGCUUGGAUGAGAAUGCGGCACGUGCUGACCAAACAGCAGUUAGUCAUGGAGCGGUUGAGAGCAACAAUAUGGAAGCCCUACAAUGUAAAAUGAAAAAUUCUAGUGUUGGCAUGGUAGUUUCUGAAUCAGGAGGUACUGAAAAUUGGCUUGGUGAUAUGGAGAUGUCUCCUGAGUGGAAUUAUAGAGUGCAACCUUCCAACCGUGCUUUAAAAGAAGAGCAUGGUCAUAUUACUCAGAGUUCACAAUCUCUAGCUCUUGGUGAUACCUCUGUACUCAGUCGUGAACAGGAAAUAAGUCGUGAAGCUUCAGUUCAGUUGCAUGAUGCAUCUUCAUCUAUGCAACCGAUGAUAAUUGAAAAGCCUUACUUCAAGCACGACUAUAAUCAGAGAGAAGGUGGUGGUGUUGCAUUGCCUGGCAGUGAUAAGAAUGCUUUUGGAAGAACUGCUACUUCACACAUUGAUCUAAAUUUUUCUGCCAGCCUCUUGCCAACGCCAAGCUUUGAUCAGAAUGGCCAGAUUCCAAGUACUCUACCCUUAAGCUUAAAUUCCUUUGGACAAAGCCAAGGUGCAAUCACUUCUGAACCUUCUGGAGGACAUAUGAAAAUUCCUCAAACUCACACACUGUUUCCGGAGGAAAAAUCAAUCAACAAAUCGGAUACUGUGGAUACAAGUGCAUCACAAUUUAGUUCUGGAAUUAAGCCAACUCAAGACGUGGUCGGCAGUGAACAGCUCACUCAGCUUUCGGCCUCUCUUGUUCAGUUUCUUGGAAAUCAGCAACAGCUUCCACAAAUUUAUGCUGCACUUAAUACUGCUAAUUUGGUCCAAAUGUCUCCAUCUGCAAAUGCUGAAGGUUCUAUUGAACCAGAUUCUGCUGUGAUCUGUCAGCCGAAUGAAGCCAUUAAAUCCCAUAUGCAGUAUGACCCUUUAUGCGAUAGCAUUGACUCCAAGAAGCACAAUGCUGUUAACCUCCCACCAUUUUCAGUAAAGCCUGUUGGACAGAAAAUCACUGUGGAUGUAAAGCCAGAGAUUCCGAAGGGUGGUUCAGAAGAACCUUCUAAGAAGAGCCAAAUAUCAGAAAAGCUGGAACUAGAUGCAGAUUGCAAGGUUAGUAGCAACAGUGGGGGAGUGGAGGCUGAAGAAACCAAGAAAGCACAAGUAGAGAAUCAGAUACUAGAGAACGAUGGUGUCGAGAAAACAGAUGGUGAUGACAAGGACGAUGAUGAAGGUAAGAAAAGGAAGGAUGCCAAGGAAAGCAAGGAAGCUAAAGGGAUUCGCACAUUUAAAUUUGCACUUGUGGAGUUUGUUAAGGAGAUCCUGAAACCCACAUGGAAAGAAGGUCAAGUUACCAAAGAUGCUUACAAAAACAUAGUGAAGAAAGUAGUCGAUAAAGUUACUGGUACUAUGCAGGAGGCUGCUAAUAUUCCUCAAACACAAGAAAAAAUUAACCAAUAUUUGGCAUUUUCGAAACCAAAGCUUAGCAAACUUGUUCAGGCUUACGUGGAAAAAUUUCAGAAGGGCUAAAUAAAUGGAGCAGGAAUUGUCAUGAAUGCCAUGUUUAUGAUUCUUCCAGUGUUGAGCAAGCUGCCAGUGGUUUUUCGAGGCAAUUAUAUGCUUCGGCAGCUUCUAAACAAGUUAUUUCUUUUCCCUUUUAUGUAUGUUAGAUGUUGGAAACGAGUUUGCCUAGUUGUCAACUCAUAAAUGUAGAUAUAUGGAAGUUCUUUUUCUUUUUCGUCUUUUGAUUUAGUUUAAUAGUCGGCGUUUGCACAUUCUCAUAAUGAUUUCAUAUGGUGCUAGUAGAACUGGUUGACAUAAGGUUAUUCUACU